CUGAGCUUCACAUAAACUGGAGCAGAGGAGGUGCUUGAACGCGCAGCUUAUUCUGGCUGCUGGUCCGUUGAUGUUUAAACAGAUUUCAGUAAAAUCAAAGAGCAUAGAUUUUCCAAAGCAAAUGUAACACUCUUCCCUUUCACAUCUUACCUAACCGGAGUGAUUAAGUGACCUGAGAUGCCGCUAUCAGCUGUGCUGGUGCCGCUACUCUACAUGUUAUCUGCUUGGCACGCUAAUGCCAAUGAGGACUGCCUGUGGUACGUGGACAGAAAUGGGACGUGGCACAAUGGCUUUGACUGCCCACUCAUCACUUUCUGCUGUGGAAACUGCCACCAUCGAUACUGCUGUCCGGAUAGAAUGAAGAUGAUCACAGAAAGUGGACAGAAACGCUGCAUGCUCUUUCAUCUCAGUCCCUCCACUAUAGCAGGUAUUGCUUCAUCCAUCCUACUAUUUGUGGCUGCCAUUGCCACCAUGGUCUGUUGCUUUAUGUGCUCUUGCUGCUACCUGUAUCAACGGCAUAGGCAACAUGGCAGGAUCUCUUAUGAUUCCCAGCAGAUUCCUAUGGCCAGCUACCCUGUGGGACCAAUGUAUGAUGCUUAUGGUAAACCUAUUGGAAGUUUUGAGUACCCUGGAUAUGCAAUGGCAUCUCAGUAUCCAGGUUUGCCUCAGCAGUGUCCCAGCUUCCCUCAGGUGCCAUACCCACCAGGUCUUCCUCCCAAUCCAGGGCCCAGCCAAGGAGCACCUCCACCAUAUUCUGCUUCAUAGCAUCCAGAACACUGGCCACUGAGAGAUCCUCCAGGAAUGGGAGCAUAAAAUGUGUUUGUGGUAUGGGGCCCUGUUCUUGAGAAAUGAUUUGCAUCACUUUAUAAAAUCAUAUUUAUUGUAUUUAUUUCUCAAAUGAUCUUUAGGGUGAAGCAUGAAUGGUCUGGUUUUGCCUGUUAUUGUUUGCCUGAAGUAUAGAGAUGUUUCAUGUUACUGACUGGUGAAACUGGAUUCAGUUAAAAUCAUUCAAGCUAACUGUCUGUAUAUAUUAUAACAAUGGUACAUUACCAUUUAAAAAUGUAUUGGAGUUAGCAAAAGAAUUAACAGACAGAUUCAGGGUUUGGUUCAAGCUAUGUGUCUUAUUUUAUAUUUGUUUUGUUAUUAUUUACUAAUAAUGUGUUGUAAAUUACAUGCAACUUUUUUUCAUGGAACUCAAAAUUUAACAGAGUAUAUGUACUACCCUAUAUAACAUACUUUCCAGAAUAUAGUACGUAAAAGGUCUAAACCAGGGGUGUCCAAUCUUUUCCACAAAGGGGCAGUGUCAUUCGAACCAAUCAAGGGUCACACCUGAUAGUCUUUGAAAAUGAAAAUCAUUAGAAUUAAACAGGUAGAAUUCGAUGUAGACUUGCUUGGUUUGAAUGAAAACCUGCUCUCACACUGGCCCUUUGUGGAAAAGAUUGGACAUCCCUGGUCUAAUCAUUAAUGCCACCACAUAAGCUUUUUUGUGAUAAUGUAAUAGUGUAUAUUUUGAAGGUCACAGGUAUGUAAUAAUUGAAUAACAGAAAAAUAGCCAUUUAAUUCCUGGAAUGAUAUAAAAUGUUACUUAGGAUAAGUUCUGAUGAGAGCUCUCAUCUGAAAAUCUGAAUUACUAAAAUGUAACUAUUACAUAACUGAAUUUUUACAAUAAAAUAGUUGGUCUUUUA
This is a messenger RNA of Silurus meridionalis, 1685 nucleotides long. RefSeq names its product shisa family member 4 (gene shisa4). The transcript has 5 exons. Lineage: Eukaryota; Metazoa; Chordata; Actinopteri; Siluriformes; Siluridae. The record is from RefSeq and is a predicted model, not a curated record. Bases 178 to 765 code for a protein of 195 amino acids.